Molecule: messenger RNA, 2795 nt
Organism: Brassica napus (rape)
Lineage: Eukaryota; Viridiplantae; Streptophyta; Magnoliopsida; Brassicales; Brassicaceae
Product: protein BONZAI 1
Exons: 19
Coding region: 675-2579 (634 amino acids)
Biological process (GO): cellular response to calcium ion
Cellular component (GO): plasma membrane
Molecular function (GO): calcium-dependent phospholipid binding
Source: RefSeq, a predicted model, not a curated record
ACUCUGAAAUACAGUGUCAGAGGCGAUGGAGACGGAGAUGGAGUUCUCCGAUGUUGAGCAAACCUAGUGAUAAGUAUAAAAGGAAUGGUCUUUAUGGGACCUCAUGCAUUGGGUUAGAGAAUGGGAUCGAGAGGAAAAGACAGGAACAGGAACAUGAACAGCUGCCUGGUUAAUAUAUCUUUAUCUCUAACGGCAGAACAAAACCUGAUUGCUACCGUUACCGUGUAUCAAAACCAGGGAUGAAAGCUUUUCCUCUAUGACUUUGAGAAGAGACUUCUUUAUGGUUGGUAUCUAUGGAAGCUACUAUUGGCGGCAAGUUGGAUAUAGAAUCACAAGCUUUUGACAAGAAAUAUCCUGCUCAGGUUGGAUUUGGAAUUGUUAACAACUGUUAUCCCUUGCCAAAAAGCAUUUUCAAGUCUGCUAUCUAUGAGAAGUACAAAGGCUGCCACAAGUUUAAGCAAGAACUUGCUCCUCACCAAGUUUAUGUCUCUGUUAUCAUUAUUUCGUUCUUUUAUUUCUCCAGAACUCCAUGCAUUACCUCAUAGAUUCGGUUCCAGAGCCUCAACAGCACCCAGGGAGCUAUCUUUUGAGGAGCGGUUCAUAGCUGCUGCACAACUUAGAAAUGGGUCGUCAGUUGAGAAACAUGAUUUUAUAUUCAGUUGGGAAACUGUUUGAUGCUGAAAACGUCUUUGAAUUUAGCUUUGCAGGAUCUGAGGAAACUUGUGCGUGGUGGAGAAGCUUGGACGCAAAUUAGUGCAACACUGCAACUCACUGGAAAAGAAGGACAAAGAGACAUAAGAGGUGUAGCUGUGUGUUGUUCAUCCAAACCGUUUAUAAUGGGAAACUGCUGCUCCGAUGUUUCCUCUGGAGCUGGGGCUAUAGCUGGCGUUGGUGGAACUGCUGCUAUCUCCUCCGCACGCGGCACUACUAACGAUGCCGUUGAUUACUAUCUCAAGUCUCGAGGUUUCAACGGCCUCUUCUCUCAUAUCGAGCUAUCGUUUUCUGCUUCCAAUUUGCGAGACCGUGACGUGCUUUCCAAGAGUGAUCCUAUGGUGGUUGUCUAUAGAAAGGAAAAAGAUGAGACACUUUCGGAAGUCUACCGCAGCGAAGUUGUUUUGAACUCCUUAGCUCCUAAAUGGAUUAAGAAAUUUACACUCGCGUAUCAUUUCGAGACUGUCCAGACAUUCUUGUUUCGUGUGUAUGAUGUUGACACUCAGUAUCAAAAUUCAAAAGAGGAGAUGCUUAAGCUUGACCAACAGCAAUUUCUUGGUGAGGCAACAUGUGUAUUGUCUGAGAUAAUCACAAAAUCAACUAAGACGAUUACAUUAGAGCUCAAGCGUAAAGAAGGCGUUACCGCACAGACUCAGCAUCACCAUGGGAAGCUUAUUAUCCACGCUGAGGAGUCCCUUGCUUCUAAGGUUACAACAGAGAUUGUAUUCAGAUGUUCUAGUUUGGAAUCUAAGGAUCUUUUCUCAAAAAGUGAUCCAUUUUUGGUGGUAUCAAAGAUUGUGGAGCAAGGAACUCCAAUACCAGUGUCUAAAACUGAAGUCCUGAAGAACAAUCUAAACCCUAUCUGGAAACCACUCUUUCUAAGUGUUCAACAAGUCGGUAGUAAGGACAGCCCACUGAUAAUAGAAUGCUCAGACUUUAAUUCCAAUGGCAAACACAGUCUCAUCGGAAAAGUUCAAAAAUCGCUUUCAGACUUGGAGAAACUUCAUUUGGCUGGCCAAGGAAUCAACUUGUCUUUGCCUACUACUGGUGCUGGACAAAGCAAGGUAUUAAAGAGCCAGCUUUUUGUGGAGAAGUUUACAGAGACUGUCCAGCACACAUUUCUAGAGUACUUGGCCUCUGGGUUUGAAUUAAGCUUCAUGGUAGCAAUCGAUUUCACAGCAUCAAAUGGAAAUCCACGCCUCCCUGAUUCUUUGCACUACAUUGAUCCUUCAGGGCAUUUAAAUGCUUACCAGAGAGCAAUAGUGGAUGUUGGAGAAGUAUUGCAGUUUUAUGACUCAGACAAACGUUUCCCUGCCUGGGGAUUUGGAGCUCGUCCAAUUGACUCUCCAGUUUCACAUUGCUUUAACCUCAACGGAAGCAGUUCAUACUCUGAGGUGGAUGGGAUUCAAGGAAUCAUGACUUCAUACACAAGUGCGCUCUUCAACGUCUCUCUAGCAGGGCCUACCCUUUUCGGUCCGGUGAUAAACUCCGCUGCAAUGAUAGCUAGCCAGUCUCUAGCUCAAGGUUCACGGAGAUAUUACGUCUUAUUAAUCAUCACAGAUGGUGUAAUAACUGACCUUCAAGAAACAAAAGACGCAUUAGUCAGUGCAUCGGAUUUGCCGUUAUCAAUCCUCAUUGUAGGAGUUGGAGGAGCCGAUUUCAAAGAGAUGGAGAUACUAGACGCUGAUAGAGGUGAACGGCUAGAGAGCUCGAGCGGGCGUGUGGCGUCACGUGAUAUCGUUCAGUUUGUAGCACUACGAGACGUUCAACAUGGAGAGGUUUCUGUAGUACAAGCGCUACUUGCUGAAUUGCCUUCACAGUUUUUGACGUAUAUGAGAAUCCGUAACAUGAAGCCAGUUCCUCUGUGAAUACGAUUUGUCAUGUGUGUAAAUGAUUUGCCAAAGGAAAGUGUACAUAAUAAGUAUAUACAUUACACGGUGCAAUUACAUUGGCUUUUUUUCGUUGUGUUUCUUCUUUUUCUGAAUCUUGGAUGUAAAAAAUUUCGACGAAUGAAGCAAUUUGUAAUGCCAACAAUGGAUUGGUUGUGUUUUGAAUACAUUAUAAAUGCAAAUGAUUUACGUUUA